Messenger RNA from Pogonomyrmex barbatus (red harvester ant), 3936 nucleotides. It is a transcript of the gene superdeath, whose product is annotated as Suppressor of ER stress-induced death. NCBI's taxonomy places the organism in Eukaryota, Metazoa, Arthropoda, Insecta, Hymenoptera, Formicidae. Gene Ontology annotation, molecular function: zinc ion binding; metalloaminopeptidase activity; peptide binding. The record is from RefSeq and is a predicted model, not a curated record. Gene Ontology annotation, cellular component: membrane; cytoplasm. Gene Ontology annotation, biological process: peptide catabolic process; proteolysis.
ACGAAGCUGUAUCGCUCCCUGUUCCUUGGCAGUUGCGCGCGAACCAUCGAGCGGAGCGGAGCGGUGGUUUUCGGCGGUGAUCCGGCGAUCCUGUUCCCCGACCGACCGGUGCUCGAUGGUACGAAGUGUCGUGGAAUAGAAGUCCAGGCAGCCACGAAUUCGAGAGAUUCCUAUCGUGCUCACGCAUGAUAUGACUCAGUCUCGCGAGGUUCUGGCAAUGAUGGACGCGCAUACAACCACAUUCGGACGCAAAAGAGGCUGCACAAUUUCCCGGUGUGGCGCCUUCCUUUUGGGCGCAUUUUUUCUGAUUAGUUUGGUUAUCACCGGUUUGUUAGUAUACCAUUUUGCACCGUGCCUCGAGGAAAAACAAGUUCAACCAUACUCCGAUGGCAGCUCGCUCUUGGAGACCGGGAGAGGUUUUUCGAAGCUAAAGAAGAAAUUAGAUGUCAGAUUACCGAAGUCUGUCAUGCCGGAUUUGUACGAAUUGUGGCUGAUACCUUUCAUAUGGGAGGGCAACUUUACCUUCAACGGCGAGGUUAAAAUUUUGGUGAACGUAACAAUGGACACGAGCAAUGUUACGUUGCACGCCGCCGACAUGAAGAUCGACGAGAGCUUUACGAAUAUCAGGGAAUACUCGGGUAAAAGCAACAAGACCAAGGUGAUCGGGAUCGCGGAGCAGAGAAACGACACCGACAGGCAAUUUCACGUGAUUAGAACAUCGAACACGUUGAGGAAAGGCAAGCAAUACGUCGUGCAUCUCAAGUUCAUUGGCCAUUUGAACGACUACUUGCAGGGUUUCUACAGGAGCUCGUAUACGGUCGGCAAUCAGACGAGAUGGAUUGCCGCGACUCAGUUUCAAGCAACGGAUGCGCGCCGUGCUUUCCCGUGCUUCGACGAACCGGCUCUAAAAGCCAAGUUCCAGAUCAACAUAGCGCGUCCCAGAAACAUGACAUCUAUCUCAAAUAUGCCCAGGAAAGGGGAACCGAUGCCAGUACCCGGUUUAGAUACGUAUGUUUGGGAUCAUUACGAGCGUUCGGUACCAAUGUCGACAUAUUUGGUGGCCUUCAUAGUUUCCGACUUUGAUGUACGGAAAUCAGAAGAUAGCAACUUUCGAGUUUGGGCGCGUCACGACGCCAUUAAUCAAUCACAAUACAGUUUGGAUAUUGGACCGAAAGUACUCAGAUACUACGAAGACUAUUUCAAGAUCAAGUUCCCUUUGCCGAAGAUGGAUAUGAUCGCGCUACCCGACUUUUCCGCUGGCGCUAUGGAAAAUUGGGGAUUGAUAACUUACAGAGAGACAGCAAUGUUAUAUCAGGACGGCGUAUCGACCAGUAGCAGCAAGCAGCGAGUAGCCGUUGUGGUAUCUCACGAGCUCGCGCAUCAAUGGUUUGGAAACUUAGUGACUCCAAGUUGGUGGACGGAUCUUUGGUUGAAUGAGGGUUUUGCCAGUUAUAUGGAGUAUAUCGGCAUGGAUGCUGUAGAACCAACGUGGAAAGCGCUGGAACAAUUCGUCGUUCACGAUCUUCAAAAUGUAUUUGGUUUAGACGCUUUGGAGUCUUCUCAUCCCAUAUCUAUUGAAGUUGGCCACCCGGAUGAGAUCAGUGAAAUCUUUGACAAGAUUUCUUACGGGAAAGGUGCUUCCAUAAUAAGAAUGAUGGAUCAUUUCCUGACAACAGAAGUUUUCAAAAAGGGUCUAAGUAAUUAUUUAAAUGGAAAAGCCUAUCAAAAUGCUGAGCAAAACGAUUUGUGGUACGCUUUGACCAAACAGGCUCACCAAGAUAAAGUACUUGACUCAAACGUAACUGUUAAAGAAAUAAUGGAUACUUGGACCCUACAAACUGGUUUUCCUGUAGUCACCGUUACGCGAAACUAUAAAAAUGGUAGCGUCUCGUUGACACAGGAACGCUUUUUGCUUCGUAAUAGCGCCACGAUAGUCAUAUCUGAGUCGGAAAUGCCAUUAUGGUGGAUACCCAUCACUUAUACGAGCGAAAAGCAAUUAAACUUCAAUAACACUCAGCCCAUGAAAUGGAUGAAAGCGGAACGCUCAAUCAUCCUUAAUGAUUUAGAUGUAAGCUCCUCUCAGUGGAUACUUUUCAACGUGCAAGAAACUGGAUAUUACAGAGUGAAUUAUGAUAGGGCAAACUGGCAGAUGAUAAUAAAACAAUUGAAUAAGCAAAAUUUCAAAGACAUCUCAACGAUUAACCGAGCACAGUUGAUCGAUGAUGCUCUUAAUUUGGCUAGAGCUGGUAAGCUCGAUUACACCAUCGCAUUCGAUGUUACAUCUUACUUGGCCCAUGAAAUUGAAUAUUUGCCUUGGAAAGCAGCUUUUAAUGCUAUGGACUAUCUUAACGAUAUGCUAAUCAAAACACAGGGCUAUGACAAAUUUAGGUUGUAUAUAUUGAAACUGCUCGACAAUGUGUACAAGCAAGUUGGUUUUAUUGACAAAGUGGGAGAUCCUCAGCUGACAGUCUUUACUCGGAUUGAUGUUCUAAAUUGGGCGUGUAACUUCGGCCAUGAGGAUUGCGUUACAAAUGCUGUACAUCAAUUUAAGGAUUGGCGUAACACUCCGAAUCCGGACGUUAAUAAUCCAAUUUCCCCGAACUUGAAGAGCGUCGUUUAUUGCACAGCGAUUCGCGUGGGUGGACAAAGCGAAUGGGAAUUUGCUUGGCAACGAUACCGAGGAACUAAUGUGGGAUCGGAGAAGGAUCUGCUUUUGCAAGCAUUAGCUUGCACAAGAGAAAUAUGGUUGCUCAGUCGAUUCGUAGAUUGGGCUGUCACAGAAAAUUCAGGCAUCAGAAAGCAGGAUGCUGCCCGUGUUUUUGGAUCGAUCGCCAACAAUAUCGUCGGGCAACCGCUCGUGUUUGAUUACUUCAGAAACAACUGGGAGCAUCUGAGGAAAUAUUUUGGAACGUCACUAUCAAACAUCAAUAACAUUGUAAAAUCGGCAACGAGAGGAAUAAGCACGAAAUACGAACUAAAAGACCUGGUAGAAUUUGCAAAGAGUCAUAUUGAGGAACUUGGUACUGCAACGCGAACCAUACAACAAGCGAUGGAACAAGCGGAAGCCAAUAUACGAUGGAUCCAUAACAAUCACGCGACGAUUCGCGAUUGGUUACAGAGAAACACUGCGUAAUAAUAGUUGAUAUUGACAGAAAAUUAUUCUUUCUCUGCGGGAUUGUUUCUCAAUCGUGACUGGAUCGAUGUUUCAUAUCGCGCACGUUUGAUUUUUCGCCGAAUUUUUAGCGCCAAGUGACGCGCGAAAAUUCUGUAUGAUAAAUUGACAGAUGGAAUAAGUCGAAUGAAAUUGUGAAGUAGUCUCGUUAAAUCAUACAAGAGUAUUAAAUGUUUUUGUAUGUAUUUGUAAAUAUAUGGGCCGUCAUUAUCGCGAUAUUUAUAACACAGAGAGAAAGAGAGAGAGAUGGUAUUCUCUCAUAAUAUGGCACGUUCACAUUCCUGAUUAUGCCGCUAGAUUACGAAGCAUAUUUUAAAUAUAUGUGGGAGGAUUGAUAGCAUUAAUAAUCCCUUUACAAUAGAUCUCGGAUCAUAACUGCUAUAAACAUCACUCUAAGUCUGAAGAAUUUUAUUGUGAAUUCACUAGAUAGACCAAAGGAGCAGAAGAGAGGAUUUAUGUUCGAAGUAAAAAUGGAUAUUAUGAGAAGUAGCGGAUUUGUUGUAAAAUUCUCAAUCUUAAAGUUAUACGUAUUCUUAACUAAAUAUUGCUAAAAAUCAGUUUAUAAGUACGUCAUUAUAGACAAUUGUACAUCAGGUCAAAGUGAUCGAAGUGAUAAUUGAUACAAAUCAUCAGAGAAAUUCAUAUAUAAUUCAUAAUUAAUAGGAGUCGCGUUUUCAGCGACCACUGAAAAACAUUCGAUAUAAUGCAUGUUGAACAACUAGAUAUUUUUAAUCGCUCAUUAAUAAAGACAAUAAAAAUAUUUA